Molecule: messenger RNA, 3113 nt
Organism: Labrus mixtus (cuckoo wrasse)
Lineage: Eukaryota; Metazoa; Chordata; Actinopteri; Labriformes; Labridae
Product: deoxynucleoside triphosphate triphosphohydrolase SAMHD1-like
Exons: 18
Coding region: 195-2069 (624 amino acids)
Biological process (GO): regulation of innate immune response; dGTP catabolic process; defense response to virus
Cellular component (GO): nucleus
Molecular function (GO): dGTPase activity
Source: RefSeq, a predicted model, not a curated record
UUGUCAGAUCAUCAUUAGAAACAUUAGCUUGAUAUAAAUGAAAUGUCUUACAGCUUCAAAUAUUAAAAACUAUAUAGAUAGAUUUGAACUUUAAGUCACAGGGAGCUGAGGAAACGUGUUUGUAUAAAAAGAAAGACAAAGACAAUUGGAGGAAAAUUUUGAGGUUGGUUUUCUAGUUAUAGUCAGUUAAAUUCAUGGUUGGUUUUUGUCGGGGCAAAAUGGCAAGUCCGAGCAAAAAGGCAAAAAAACCGAUCACCAAGGUGUUAAAUGAUCCCAUCCAUGGUCACAUGGAGUUACACCCACUCCUCAUCGAGAUCAUUGACACACCUCAGUUCCAGAGACUUCGAUUCAUAAAGCAGCUUGGAGGUGUCUACUCAGUUUACCCCGGAGCAUCUCACAACCGCUUUGAACACUCGAUCGGGGUGGGAUACUUAGCAGGAAAACUUGCUGAGGCUCUCAGGUCGAGGCAGAAACUCAAGAUCACUGACAGAGACGUCCUUUGUGUUCAGAUUGCUGGCCUCUGUCAUGACCUGGGUCAUGGACCCUUUUCCCAUCUGUAUGAUGGAAUGUUCCUCCCCAAAGCACUGGAAAAGAAGGAAGAAAUGAGAAGAAAUGGGGAAUUGGGAGAAGAGGACAAAUUGGAGGAAUGGAAGCAUGAAAAGGGCUCUUGUGACAUGCUAGACCACCUGGUGGAACAGAAUAAUCUUAAACCAGCGAUGAAGAAGUAUGGACUGAUCCCUGAAAAAGACAUGACAUUCAUUAAGGAGAUGAUUGCUGGACCUCUACAUGAAUCUAAAAGCGAGAAGGCAAGUUCACCUCAUUAUGUUAUUCAGAAGUCGGAUAAGAUACUGUAUGAAUAUAACAUAAGAGAAGAUAAAACUUUAUUCAUCCCACAACGGGCAGAAAAGAGCAAGGAUAGCCAAAAAAGAGCACACAGUGCACAAGAUGAAAAGGGCUAUUGUGACAUAAUUAACACCCUGGUGGAACUGAUUGAUCUUGAAAAAGUGAUGAUGGAGAAGUAUAAACUGAAACGUGAAGAUGUGAAAAACAUUAAGGAGAUGAUUGCUGGACAGGAAUCUAAAAGCAAGAAGGAACAGAGUAAGCUUGAACAAGAGAUGAAGAAGAAAUACAAACUGAAACCUGAAGAUUUGAAAAUCAUUAAGGAGAAGAUUGCUGAAGGCAAGAAGUGGCCGUACAAAGGGCGUAAAGAAGAAAAGUCCUUCCUCUACGAAAUUGUGUCCAACAAAAAAAACGGCGUUGAUGUGGACAAGUUUGACUACUUGGCCAGGGACUCUUCCUACCUGGGGAUCAAGAACAACUUUGACUUUCAUCGCUUCAUGCAGUUUGCCAGAGUGUGUAAGGUUGAAGGCAGGAACACUAUCUGCACCAGAGACAAGGAGGAGGGCCAUAUGUACGACUUGUUCUACACAAGACACUGUCUCCACAAAAGAGCCUGUCAGCACAGAGUAAGCCAAAUCUUACAAGAAAUGAUUGCAGAGGCUUUUUUGAAAGCAGACGACUACAUUCAGAUUGAAGGAUCAGGAGGGAGGAUGUUCACUCUCUCUACAGCCUUUAAGAACAUGGAGGCCUACACAAAGCUCACAGACAACGUGUUUGAGGAAAUACUCAACUCUUCCAGUCCUGAGUUACAAGAGGCAAGAGAGAUUCUGCAAAAUAUUGUCUCUCGAAAGAUCUACAAGUUUGUUGGUGAGAGAAAGCCAAAGAAGACCAUCAAGGAUUGGAAAAACCUGAAGCUGGAAAAAAAAUGGAAAAAAACAUUGGCUCAACCCCUCCCUGACAAGGAAGAAGACAACCUGACACCAGAGGACUUUGAAAUCCAGGUCAUUAACAUGGACUACGGCAUGAAAGACAAGAACCCUGUCGAACAUAUGCAUUUCUACAGCAAAUAUGAGCCUGACGUGGCAAAGCCAAUGUCCAUAGAAAAUGCAUCCAGGAUUGGCACAACGAUCUAUUCUGAGCAGCUGAUCAGGGUCUUCUGUAAGAAGAUUGAUGAACAGAGUGUGGAGGCUGCCAGACAGCACUUUGAACAGUGGAAGUUCAAGAUGUAGCCAAAUCUGCUUGGACCUGAGGGUAAUUAAAAGGCCAUGGAAAUGACUCAACAACAUGAAUAACACAGAAUUAUUUCUUAUUCAGACCCAGGACUCAUGUUUUUUCUAGCUUUUAUCAUAUACAUGUUGUAUUGUUGUUUUAAAUUGUUGACUCCCUUCUGCAUCUGCAUAAGUUCCAACAACAUACAACAUGUUUUUAUUGAGGACAAAGAUAAAUCAUAAUAUAUAAUAAUAUAAACUGUUACAUAGACACACAUAACACUGGAUACUUACACAGCUAGCAGCUGUAUGGCUGUUGAAUACCAUUUAGGUAAAGAAAGCCAUUAUUGAAAUCCAACAAUCAUUGUCUCAAACUGAAUAUAUAAACUGCAUGUUUCUGAAUUGAUUCAGCUUUUGGUCACAUUUAUGCUUCUUUGUAGGUUGUGAAUUCUUUUUGGUUGGGGAAAGAUGUAUAGCACUCCCAACAUGUGUAAUGGAGUGAAUAUUUCACUUGUGGUUUUAUUUAGGGAUUUAUAAUACUCAGUGGUGUUUUAGUUUUGAGGUUAAUCGUUUGAAGAUUGAGGACAUGAGAUUAGAUUAUUUGUCUUUGAGUGGUGUUUAAUGAGAGAUGAUCAUAUGUGAUGUUUUGGUGACUGGUAUUAUCUUAUAUUAUAUUACUUUGUAUCUGCAGUAUUUAUUAUCACUAUUCAAUUUUAAUCUGUUUUAAAAUGAGUCUUAUUUUGGGCAUGUUUUAUAAUGUCAUCUUCUUUUGAGUUUAUGAUUCUUACUUUAAAAACUGGAACUUUUGAAAACCUUUAUUUGCAUCUAAAAACUUGAAAUUAGAAUUAAACAAUAUCUUUUUAAACGUAUCCAUCAACUACCUUUCUUCGAUGGAUGAUGAAUGUGUUUAAAUGUAUGACACACUUUAAGUGAAGCUAUAAUUGUUUGACGAUUGGUUCUUACAUAAUGCAUCUAUGAGAACCUUUCAAGUGUAUUCCUGUUGUGAUGGGUUCAUAUCUGAUAACAUCUGCAUAUAUUCAAAAUAAACAUCAGAGAAAAUCCUGA